AUGGUAAACUGGGGGCACGCAUCUCAGCCCUGUCCGUCAUCCUGGUGUGUUCCACUGUUGCGGCUUGAUUCCCUGUGGUCGCGAAGCGGAUCCCUCACCUGCAUAUCCCACACUGUGUAUACAGUACCUGUGUGCGCGGUACUUUAG
Cladophialophora carrionii CBS 160.54 is the source of this 147-nucleotide messenger RNA. RefSeq lists its product as uncharacterized. The coding region runs from base 1 to 147 and encodes 48 amino acids. The record is from RefSeq and is a predicted model, not a curated record. NCBI's taxonomy places the organism in Eukaryota, Fungi, Ascomycota, Eurotiomycetes, Chaetothyriales, Herpotrichiellaceae. The transcript has a single exon.